Molecule: messenger RNA, 2838 nt
Organism: Tinamus guttatus (white-throated tinamou)
Lineage: Eukaryota; Metazoa; Chordata; Aves; Tinamiformes; Tinamidae
Source: RefSeq, a predicted model, not a curated record
AUGCCCAGGCAAUGUAAACAUAUAAAUGCUAUUCUGGGCGUUAAAGAAAAUAAGAGUAGAAGUAUGGAAGAAAAAGAAGAGGCCUGUUUCCCCGAUCGAGACCAGGAGACUUGCAAAGUGACUGAAUCCAAAAUCACAGUGGCAUCUGAGAAGGAGAAUUUUAGUGACAGGAAUCAAGUGCCAUUGCAAAGACCCACGCUGAAAUACACUAAAGACCUGGAGAAAGAAUCGUACCACAACUGCAAGGAUAUUGUUAACUCUCAGCUCACAGAAUGCUUUUUUGACACGCUAAAUAGAGAUACGUUUGGUGAAUCUAUCUUGCCUUUGAGCAAUAAGGACAAUUUUUCAAAAAGUAGACCCGUGUCUUUGGGGAAUGAAAGGUCCUUGGUACCUAAUAGAGAUAAAGCAGAAGAAAAAUCUGAUUGUGGAAAAUCAGAGCAACUGAAAAGAAAGCCUGUUGAUUUUGCAACUGUAACAAUUGCUGAAUUUGGGAUUACUCCAGAAUCAUUUACUAAACAAUCUGUAGGUAAGUCUCCAAGUUUGUCCAAGUUUAGACGAAGAUCAACAAUCGGCGUUCGAGGGUCCCCAGAAAACAACUCACUUAUUCGGUACCUCGCCCAACAGAGAGCGAGUAGGCAGAAAGAACUCUCUGCACAGACUAGUCCUUUUAACUAUCAAAAUGCUGGAUCGUUCAAGGACAAAAUAUGUGCUUUUCAAACGUCUUUUAAAUCAGUGCAAGAGGAUGAAGGGGAGAUUGGCCCGUCACAGGUGACUGAUGCUUUCCAGGAAGCAAACUAUUAUUUCAGUCCUGACUAUGUCACUAAAGAAGACAGAAAUAAUGCUACAUCAGAUCUAACCAGAAAGAAAGUUAGUUUUGCAGAAGAACUGAGCUUACAAACAUAUGAUGAAACCAAGGUGCCUGUCACACCGCUGCAGAGAGGAAAUAUUUUAUCGCAGGAACAUACACAGAGCGGGUCCCGUAUUCGAUCUGUAUUGAAAAGAACACCAGUAAAGCAAGUAAUGGAUGGCAGCGUGAAGGUGUAUUUUAAGUUCACUAAGCAGUCAAUAUAUGCUCUUAAAAUAGAGAAAACUGAACAACAUGGCUCAGAAAAGCAAAAGAAGAAAAGAGUUACUUUUGGAGAAGAUUUAAGUCCAGAAAUAUUUGACAGAACUUUGCCUGCGAGCACUCCAUUGCACAAAGGAGCAACACCAGUCCGUCAUCCAGGAUCGCAAAGCAACAGUCCAUUUACAGGGUCAAGUCUGACUGAAGAACCAUUAUCCCAGCCAAACUUUGACUGCAGCGAUGAAAGUUUGCUUAAGGGCACUGAGCCUCUUCAGGAGUUAAUGGAGGAUUAUGUUGCUCCCGAAGGCUUUUUAUCUGCUGAAAAUAAGGAAGAAACUGACAGAUCUUCUAAGAGAGUAAUUCGGUCCUGUACUAAAAGGAAGUAUGGCACCAUCUCUGAAGAGACAGAUUCUAGCAUCUCAAAAGCAACAAGUGCUAAGAAUACUAGCAGUGCUAAAAAUCCAAGAAAGAGCAAAUUUCAAAGACAAAAGAGCAGAACUAUAUCUGAUGCUGAGAAGGCACCAAGAGUAAAACGUACAAGCUAUGGAAAAAGAAGAAGAAAGAAAAAGGUAAAAAAAUCUUUGUAUGGGGAGAGAGAAAUGGCUUCCAAGAAACCUCUCCUGAGCCCAAUCCCUGAAAUUCCAGAAGUCUUCUCUUCUGCCUCAUCUCCAAACACACCAAAACAAAUGCAAGACAAUCACAAGACAAAUGUAGUUUUUCCAGGUAAUGGGUUGCUUAAUGAUUUCAAAUCUAGCAAUACUUAUGAGGAUGUUCAACAGAAAAAAGUGGUUGAAAGAAUGAAAGGGAAAAAUAUUGAUAUAAUUCAUACAUGCCCAAGCUCUAAGGAGCUGGACACUGUGGAAGCCAGCAGCUCCCAAGACGCACUGUUUGAGGCUGCAGGUGAUUCAAAGUCUGCUUCAAGCUUUGAUUACCAGUUUUCAAAUACAGUUGUGCCUGAAGCAAAGUGUAUAUUUGAUACACCUGAGCAAGGUCAAGAGUCUGCAUGUAUAGAAGAAGAAAAAGAAGAAAAAAACAAUUCCUUGACAGAAAACAAGAAAUUACAAGGAAACUUUCUAAACAAGGCAGAGCCACUAACAAGACUAGAAUUCCUGGAACUUCAGGACACUGGUGUACAUAAGGAUGCCCAAAGAAUGGAGUGUUCACCAAAAGACUGUUCAAGAGGUAAACCACCAAGAAAAGAAAGAAAUAGUCCUGUCUGUACUUCUUAUAUUAAAAACCUAGAUUUUGGAGCAAGUGGAAACAAUUUUUCAAUUUCUUCUUUUAAUGUGGAAGAAGUCCUGUCUGCUGCUCACCUAAAAAAUGAUUCCUUAGAAGAGUCUUUUAGAAUGAGUAAUGCUAGUGAUGGGAAAAGGAGGGUGAGACGCAGCAUGCGAUUACAUAAAGAUGCAGAAACUGAAGGACUUGCGUGGAUUCAGGCACCUGAUGAGAUCCAAAUGAAGCCUCAACUGUUAGCUUCCUGCUGCAAAAUUAGGAGAAGAGCAACCCUAUCUGUUCUUAAAGUAUCUGAGAAUGUUCACGGUAGAGAAGAAAACCUCACUGAAUUUUCAGCACAAGGAAAGGAAAACAAUAAUUCUGUGCAUCUUGCUGAUGGUUCUUGCAAAAGGCAGAGGAGGAGAAGCUUGAGAAUAUUCACACCUCAAGAAACAAGAAAUGAGGCUCAACUCCAGAAAAGAAGCAUAGCAGAUUUGGGAAACAAGAAGGAUAGAAGUAACCGAAAACCUUAUGAUGAAGUAGAAAUAUCUCUUGAAAAUUAG